This is a messenger RNA of Coregonus sp. 'balchen', 9535 nucleotides long. Lineage: Eukaryota; Metazoa; Chordata; Actinopteri; Salmoniformes; Salmonidae. The record is from the annotation of a GenBank genome assembly.
AUCAGUGUUUGUGCGUAUCCCCAGGUGGAUGGAGGCGUGCGUAGAGGAGGAGCUGCCCCCCACCACAGAGCUAGAGGAAGGUCUGAGGAACGGAGUCUACCUUGGAAAACUGGCCAAGUUCUUCGCCCCCAAGAUGGUGUCUGAGAAGAAGAUCUACGACAGGGACCAGGCCCGCUACAAGGUGACCUUUGUCCUCAUACCAUGGGAUACUCUUACACUUCAGAGAUUACUAGGAUACUGAAUAAAACUGUCACACACACACAGGUCCACAAAUCUGGGCAGCAGUGGGCGCCAUCUAGUUCCUACCCUCUCCCCACACCUCCUCCCCUCUAUCUAGCUCCUCUCUUGCCCCACACCUCGUCUCAUCUAGUUCCUCCCCGCUCCCCCACACCUCCUACCCUCUAUCUAGUUCCUCCCCUCUCCCCCAUACCUACUCCCCUCUAUCUAGUCCCCCCCCCCCCACCUCCAUGGAGUAAGACAGGAAGUGUCUAAUCCCAGAUCCAUCGCAGACAUUUCCACUUCCUGUCAACCAUCUCCCAUGGGACAGAGAGAUAGCAACCCCCCCUACAGCCAGCAGCUGUGCUGACACAACACACUCACACACUCUCCCUCAUCUUUUCGUGCGCGUGCGUUUCCAACCAAAAACAUGCUAUUUGUGAUAUACACAACAGACUCCGUUGCUGGUAUCUAAUGUUUCUCUUUUGUCUGAUUUUGUCUCCAGCACACAGGACUUCACUUCAGACACACAGACAACACGGUGCAGUGGCUACGGGCCAUGGAAUCUGUAGGGCUGCCCAAGGUAAGACUAACACACACACUGCCCAAGUCCCUCCUACCAGUGGCAUACAGUAUCAUAACCUGGUAGUAACUGGUGAUAUCACAAGGUUGAUUUGCCUGUUUUAUGACAGAGUUUACUAAGUCAAAUGACACACACACAUACACAUACACCUUUAUGAGACUUUCACUGGGCCAGGUAAAUAAAGCACGCCACUCUACUGCUUUCUUAUGAGAGGCCUGAGACCCACGCUAGGAGGGUGUAGCUAUGGUGGCUGUACUACUAUUGCUACCACUAAUAGUGUUAUCAGCACCAAUGUAUCUUUUAUGAGUAGGGACAAAAGGUGUUUCCUCUGGAGAUGAUAUGGAGAAUGCUAACACCUUAUUGUCAUGCCAUGUGAUGGUAACACUGGAACCGCUCUGGAGAUACUUGUUUGAUGAUCAAUUCCUCUGUUUUGGGGGAAGCAGAAUCUUUAGGAGUAGACAGACAACUAAUGAAUAUGAGACAUUGUUUAUUCAUAUGGUUAUUAUGGGCUCUUGUCAUUAUUGAUGGAUUAAAAUGUUUCUCUAAUCAUUUUAAUUCACAAGAAUGAUCAGGGCAGGGGAAUAGGUUGCUUCACUGUUGUUCCCUUCACUGUUGUUCAGCAGUGCUGUUCCCUUUUGAGAAAACACAUGCACAUACACAGCAGCCAGAUGUACUGAAUGUAUAGUGAGAAAGGAAGCACACACUGUAAUACACCCAAAGGCAAGUAUUACACCAACUAAAGGUGUGUGGCAGUGGCCAGGAGGAAACAGAGGAAUCGUGUCAGACUGCCACAGCUUGAAAAUGAAACUGACAGCCUGAAAGAUGUAGUGUGCUCACUAUGCCUCCUUGGCUGCUGCACUAAACAAGGUAUCAGAAGACACUAAUGAAAGAUCCAUGACUAAUGCCUCCUAUGGUUUCUACUUUCAGAUAUUCUAUCCCGAAACGACAGAUGUGUACGAUCGCAAAAACAUGCCCAAGGUAGUGUACUGCAUACACGCAUUAAGGUAAGACAGAGAAUUCCAACACAAGGUGUUUUUUGUCUCUGACUGACCAUCCCCCCCUCUCCCCCUUUAGGCUUACUGCUUACAUCAUGUGUCUUACUCUUUGUAUCUACCACACAAUAGUCUAUUUCUUGUUUCUGUUUCUUGACUGCACUUUAUAUUGUGGAGAUCUACAGUGCAUUCAGAAAGUAUUCAGACCCCUUGACUUUUUCCACAUUUUGUUACGUUACAGCCUUAUUCUAAAAUUGAUUAAAUAAAAAAAAUGUCCUCAUCAAUCUACACACAAUACCCCAUAAUGACAGUGAAACAGGUUUUAGAAAUAUCUUAUUUACAAAAAUUACAAAGAGAUCCUUGAUGAAAACAUGCUCCAGAGCGCUCAGGACCUCCGACUGGGGCGAAGGUUCACCUUCCAACAGGACAAUGACCCUAAGCACCCAGCCAAGACAACGCAAGAGUUGCUUCGGGACAAGUCUCUGAAUGUCCUUGAGUGGCCCAGUCAGAGCCCAGACUUGAACCCGAUCUAACAUCUCUGGAGAGACCUGAAAAUAGCUGUGUAGCGACGCUCCCCAACCAACCUGACAGAGCUUGAGAAGAUCUACAGAGAAGAAUGGGAGAAACUACCCAAAUACAGGUGUGCCAAGCUUGUAGUGUCAUACGCAAAAGACUCGAGGCUGUAAUCUGGUGCUUCAACAAAGUACUGAGUAAAGGGUCUGAAUACUUAUGUAAAAGUGGUAUUUGUUUUUAUUUUUAUUUGCAAACAUUUCUAAAAACGUGUUUUUGCUUUGUCAUUAUGGGGUAUUGUGUGUAGAUUAAUGAGGAACAUAAUUAAAAAAUAAAAAUAAUUAGAAUAAGGCUGUAACGUAACAAAAUUUGGAAAAAGUCAAGGGGUCUGAAUACUUUCCGAAUGCACUGUACGUUUUUAUCUCAUCUUCUGAGGUUUGAAGAGUCCUAAAAGCAGAUCACAUGAUAUCACUGUCUAUAGGGGACUUCAGGAUCAUUUGAAAAAGAUUGUGUGAACCAAGAGACGUGAAAAAGGCUGGAUGAAAAUGGUAAAACUUGACCUGAAACUAUUCUAGGCUGUGGUGCUUUUGGUUUCAGUUUGUGGUUAAAACGUGCCAUCUUCAACAUUUUAGUAACAAAGGUGUGGCAAUAUGCAGUCAUUUCACACACGUACUGUUGUUUUUGUAUGUUAGCAUGGAUAUGCGUGUGCAACGCUAGAUACACCCUCGGAACUGAUGAGGUGACUUCCUGUACACAUUGAGUAAUUUCCUGUCUACAGACAGUUUCAAUAUAUAGGCCUAGGCUGUCUCAAGCCAUUUAGUGUCUCCUUUGAUAAUAUUGUCCAGGUCUACAAGUGAUGGCAAUGAUGUCAUUCUCACACAUGAUAUCAUUAGGCUCUAGAAGGAAAGCCUGAUGUUGUUUUGGAAGCUGGGGUAGAAGGGCAUGUCUCUCACUCAGCUUUUUAGUUUUUUAAUUAAUAGGCCUAGUGCCAUCUUUAUCUGAAGCCUAUUUUCUUUUCAUGUGCAAUCCUAACUUGCAAAGAGAACAAGUGAAUAUUACUUGUUAGAUAUUACUGCACUGUCGGAGCUAGAAGCACAAGCAUUUCGCUACACCCGCAAUAACAUCUGCUAAACACGUGUAUGUGACCAAUACAAUUUGAUUUGAUUAUAUAAAAGAGGAACUGGAAAUGGUCAUCCUGAUCAGAGGGAUUUAACUCCACGUCCUCCAGAUUUCUUCUCUAUAUGCAUCACACACACAUUAUAUAGCAUAAUGUUAUAUAACGUAAUGUUGUUAUGGCAACAUAAUGUUGUUAUUGCAGGUUCACACCUGUUUGACACUCACUGGCCUUGGAUUAUUAUACUAAGAGGCAUAACUGUUGAAAAACUUCAUUCAUGGUAUAAAAGUGUGUUGAAGGUCAUGAUUGAUUCAUGUCCUGAUUAUUGACUGUGCGAUCAUAAACAUCACACAGGCUUGACAGAGGGCUAAGGUCCAGCAAUGUACUGUAACUAACGGCUGUCUGUCCCGUGCUUUUGAACACUGAAUAACUGAUAUCCCUGCAUACUGUGGUAGACACACCCUGUUAACAUGUUCAGAAAAUAAACAGGCAAGCCUACACUCAGGGUGCAUCCCAAAUGGAAACCUUUUCCCUAUUUAGUGCACUACUUUUGAUCAGGGCCCAUAGGGCCAUUUGAGACCACCGCAGUCUCCAGUCUGCUGUCAUAGUGUGGUGGUGGUAGUAGUAGAAAGUAACAGCUCUGUAGUGACAUUUUGUCAUUGUGUGAUGUCAAUGGUGUCACUAUUAGUAGGUGGUUUUGUACUGACAGUUUUCUUUAACCGGGCUCUGCUUUCUGUGCCCACACUGACUGUCAUGUAUACAGCUAUGUCAUGUACACUGUCAUGUGUACAGAAAAGGGUGGCUCGUAUAUGCAUCUGAAUGUGACAGAGAAUUGGAGUGAAUGUGUUAGCUAGUUGGCUUGUUUUUGGUCAGGGCCCAUGAGGAUCAGCUUCCUUCCCUGCCUGUGCGCGCACACACACACACACACACACACACACACACACACACACACACACACGUGAUCUUCCUUCCUGGCAGGCCGGUCUAACCCCCACUGGGAGCCAGGGAAUACACUAGCUCUGAGGAGAAGUAGACACACUGGGCUAGUGGGUCUUUUGUCUUUGUUGAGAAUUCAAUACAGUGGAAAAAUUGAAAGGUACCACAAUAGAAUGGAAACUGAACAUAAAUAUUCACUCUGGAUCUGAUGGGAUUGGUUGGGCAUGCAUGGGUACCCGUGUGUAUGUUGGUGAUGGUGUCACAUUUUGUGUAUGCGUGUGUGUGAAGAGAGGGGGAGUGUGUGUUUUGUGUGGAGGGAAAGGAAGGAGGAUGUUGUUGUUCCUUGUCUUUCCUACCUGCCUUAUCGGCCAAGUCAGCAGGAUGAUCUAAUAAAGUCUCCAUCAUUAGCCUCAGUCUCAAUCAGCUGUUUAUCUCACUGCAGGGCUGAGUUAGCCAGCCAGCCAGUCAGCCAGUCAUGGUUAACAACGUAUUAAGCCCUAAGGAAGAGACCUGUGUCCCUGUUUACACACACACAAACUCAGAGUUUAGAGGCUAGCAUAGCACUAUCAUAGCCUCCUCAUACACACAGUUACAGGCACUAGCCCAAUAUAAUGAAUGCCAACUUAUCAGGAACCUGCUGGCAGAUAAAAGAUGCAGUUUCCAGCCACCUGUUUGUUUCAGGCCAACCUUAGUUAGUGGCGUUGGCAGAAAGCGGAUAUUUCUGGUUUUCAGGGAUACAGUAUUUUCAACCGAACUUCCAUUUCAAAUGGGGACUCCGCUCAGGUGUCUUUCUACGCCUGCUACGUUAGGUUAGUUUCAGGCUGACUGGGCUCAGGACAGUGCAGUUUGCAUGUCAUGAUUCUGGCAGCUGCUUUCUCUGAGCACGCAAUGCCUCCCUGUGGGGAGAAGGGGACAUUGCAGUUUAUUUGGCCGAUGCUCUCCUAGUUCGGUCUGGAGCAGAUGGCUGUUUCAAGUUCAUUUUGGGAGUCAUCCUUCCUUCCUCAUUUCCUUGAAGUCAUCACUGAUCAGAUUGACAUGCUUUCAACAAUAUGAUAGAUUCCUUGCUAACCCAAGGCAAGAGGAAGGAUGCAUUUCCAAAGUAUUCAAGCUCGGCAGAAGUGUAGAUGGAUGCAGAUGUAUAGAUGUUUGUAAAUUAUGUUUCCCCUGCCUCUGUGAGUUAUUGAAUAUACAUAGCCACAUCUUAGCUUCAGCUUGCUACCCUUUCUUCCUAACCAUUUAAAUCUAGAUCAGUUAAUUCAUUGAAGUUUGGAGCUUCAUACCUUUCCUUCCCUAAACCCCCAGGCAGAUAUUCUCCAGGAUACUUGAAGCAUAACCUGAAUAGAACUAGCUCUGCUGAAUGUCCAAAAUGUAAUUUAAAUGUAACAUAACCUCCCCCCCCCUCAGCUUAUACCUGUUCAAACUGGGCAUUGCACCACAGAUCCAGGACCUGCUGGGGAAAGUGGCCUUCACAGGUAAGACCAGGCUACACCACCUCUACUAGUCUAUCAUGAUAGUUAGAGGGAUCAUAAGAGCCAUAGCUGGAGUUCAUCCUGUACUCUAAAGUCAACCCAUGGUGUUCUUCCCUGCCUGGCACCAGCCAGGUUUGAACUGGAGGCUGGGUCCUUGAACCUGUAGGAACAUGUUGCUGUAUAGUGGUAUUAUAGUAUAAUGAGCAUGUUGCAUUUAGCUAACUGCUCCAGAAUGAACACUAACAUAACAUACAGCGUUGUAGUGAAGGAGGAACCGCUCUAGUGAUUACUACCUCCCUUUUUGAAACUAAAGGAAAACAUGAGCCUCAGGGCUUUUCUGAAGACUCAUUUAAAUUGGCUUGGCUUGCACGUGUGGGUGGUAAUGACACAUAAUUGGUGCUCAUGUUUGGUUUUUAUUGAAACAGAUUGUCAUCACUCACACCCAGCUGCGUGUUCAAUUCAAUAAGCACUGUGGAGAUCAGUAUGAUUGUACCGUGGUUGAUAUGAGUGAAGUGUGAAGGACCAAACAUCUCUUUACCAUUCUGUUUUACAAUCUCCAGUGUGUCUUGAUGUUAUAUAGGUUGCUAGUGAAUGAGCAGUCCCUCUCCUGGGCACAGGAGGCUGCUAACGGCUCAUAAUAAUGGCCGGAAUGGAGCAAAUGGGAUGGAAUCAAACACCAUGUGUUUGAUGUAUUUGAGACCAUUGCACCUAUUCCGCUCCAGCCAUUACCACGAGCCUGUUCUCCCAAGUUAAGGUGCCACCAACCUCCUGUGCUCCUAGGGUAUAGAGUUUCCUGCUGUGCCAGUUUGGCUGACCUGUUGUAAUGUGUUCCUGUCUGUCCCACAGAGGAGGAGAUCAGUAACAUGCGGAGUGAGCUGGAGAAGUACGGCAUCCAGAUGCCAACCUUCAGUAAGAUAGGAGGCAUCCUGGCCAACGAGCUCUCAGUGGACGAGGCAGCCUGUGAGUAGUACAGUACACUGUUCCAUCCACUGGAUUACCUCUGGAGACCACUGGUCUUCUAUUCUGCUCCUGAAUAGACCCAUAGGGUGUGCAGGGUUUGGUUCCAGCCCAGCAUUAAAAUACCUGAUUUGAGCUAAUCCAGGCCUUGAUGAUUAAUUGAAUAUGUUGUGUUAGUGCUGGGCUUCAACAAAAGUAUGAUAGACGGACAUAGAUAGACAGACAUGUUUGCUGCUGAGUGGGACUUAUUCUUGCCUCUGUCCCCAGUGCAUGCUGCUGUGUUUGCCAUCAACGAGGCGGUGGAUAAGGGUGAGGCGUCAGUGACCAUGGGGGCUUUGAAGAACCCCAACGCCAUGCUGAGGAACACUGGGGAAGAGCUGGCCCAGGACUACCAGGUUACACUGAGCCGGGCCAAGGCCAGCAAGGAGGACCAGGCCUCAGGCAGGGUGAGGAACUCUCAGACAAGGUUGUGUCCCAAAUGGCAUCCUAUUCCCUUUCAAGAUCACUGCUUUUGAACAGAGACCUAUGGGCCCUGAUUCCGGGUAGAAUUUUCUAAACUGACCUUGGAUCAGCAACUUGAUCCUGUUGUGAACAGAAACCUCUUAGACCAGGCAGAGAUGUAGUGAGAAUUGGUAGUAUAUGAGUCUUGUAUGCAGUGACUACCACCUGAAACACUUGCCAUGACAUUCCAGUGGCUGCAGCGUCAGCGGAACUCCCACUACAACACUCGUCUUCCCACACAAACUGGCAUCUCUCCUCCCAUCCUCCUCACUAACUCUGUUAAUUUACAAUUUUUUUCAGCAAAGUCAUGAAAUCUAAAGUUAAUAUGAUGGCCAGAUGAUCAACAAUUUUAGCAUUACAGAUUUAGUUUCAAUAUGCACAACAUUUUUUAAAAACGUAAAGGGAUAGUGCGAUAUGAACUCAUGGAUAACAUCUUUAUGUCUUUCCAUGCAGUGUGAAGGAAGUAACUAGCAUUAGAGCAAUGACUGGAAGUCUACCGAUAUAGCUAGCAUGCAAAAAAAAUGGUAUCCAUGAGAUCAUCUGACUCUGGUUAAGUAGAAAAACGGCUUGAUUGCCAGAAUCUCGCAUUAUCCUUAGUCCGUCUAACACAAUGCUUUUCUCUUGUCUCCCUGCUCAGCGCUCAUCUGUAGCCACAGAGGAGAGAGAUGUUUAUGAGGAGCUGCUGACCCAGCAGGAGAUCCAGAGCUGCAUUGACUUCGUUAACAGUAACAACAGUUCCUGUCUUAUGACCUCAGUUCUAUUCUGAACAUCUCUAGGAUAGGCCUUCAGAAUGUCUAGAGCAGGGGUGUCAAACUCAAUUCCUGUAGGGCCAUGUGCUUUUUGUUAUUUUUUCUCAAUUUGUGUCCAAUUAAGACCUAGACAACCAGGUGAGAGGAGUUCCUAACUAAUCAAUGACCUUAAUCAAUCAAGUACAAGGGAGGAGUGAAAAUCCGCAGACUCUCGGCCCUCCACCCAUGGUCAAGAGGUAGUGGCCGGGGGGGGGGUAAUUUAUUUGGGAUGUGGCCAGUGUCUCCAUCCAACCCCUGCUCCCUCCUGUCUGUCUCUCCAGCCCAGGUGGCGGUGCGGCAGGUGAACCAGGCCAUCUCUGCCCAGGACGAGGCUGCUCUGCUGGCUGGGCUCAGGGUGCCCGCACUGGGGAUGCUGGGGGUCCAGGAGGCCAACUCCCACUGGUACCUGGAGCACUUAACCUCCUACUGCCAAGUCAAGGCUCGGGUCAGUAAGGCCAGUGGUCAAAGUAGGGGACGCAUGUCUAGUAGGUUUUACAGGUGUCGGGUAUAGAAGGUAUCCUGUCAAAAGAAAGGAGAAUACUAACACACUGUGUAGAUGUGUUUUUGCCUUCAACAGUGUAUGAUGGCAGACUUUAUUCGUUGAUUAAAGUUACAUUAGUGUUACAGAACCAGGAUUUUUCUAUUGAAUUGUCACCCAAACACUUUCUCCUUGGACCUCAGGAUGCUGGAGGUGCAGUGAUGCUGCAGAGGGAGGAGAUUCAGAGGGUGGUCAGCUCCAGUAACGACUUUGCUGAGGCAGAGAAACGAAGUAAGCACCCCUCACCUCCCAUUCCAGUAAUUUAUAUGAAUUACAUCAGAAUAAAUGUGUUUGUUGGGUAUUUGUAGGUUGCUAAUCCUUUGCAAUCUGCAUUAUAAAAAGAUUGAUGAGUAUGAUGGUUUUCCUGUUCAGAACUGGAGGCCAUUGCAUUGAUCAACGCGGCCAUUCGUCAUGGCGUAGCAGCAGAGACGGUGGAGGUGCUGAUGAACCCAGAGGCCCAGCUUCCUAUUGUCUACCAGACAGCUGCCAACCUCUACCAGACCGAACUAUUCAGCCUGCAGAUACAGGGGGCAAAGGUGACGCACGCAGGCAUACACACACUAACACACACACAUUUGAGUUCAAAUUACACUUUCCUAUUUUAAGCUAUGAUAUAAUGCUGUAUUGUUGUGAGCGGGUGCUGAUUGACACAACAAAGUAGUAAUAGAUUUCCCUAUCUUGGUUGGCCGGUGUGCAGACAGUUGUGUGUCUGUCCAGGUGUGUAUGCCGUAUAUGGUCACUGAGCCUUCUGUCUGAUUGUAUUGAGUAGGCAGGACUGGGGCAUGAGGAGCUGUGUGUGGCAGUAGAGAUGCUGUCUGCGGUGGCCGUGCUCAACGAGGUCCUGGACACAAAGGACCCCCAGGCUGUCACUGAACAGCUGACUGACUCUCCUCUGGGCUUCAGCAACAUGGAUCAGGACAACCUUCACAGG